Molecule: messenger RNA, 748 nt
Organism: Marmota monax (woodchuck)
Lineage: Eukaryota; Metazoa; Chordata; Mammalia; Rodentia; Sciuridae
Product: motile sperm domain-containing protein 1-like
Exons: 1
Coding region: 51-530 (159 amino acids)
Cellular component (GO): cytoplasm
Source: RefSeq, a predicted model, not a curated record
UAGAUCCGAGUCUGUAAAAACAGAAGCUGCAGCAAGAGGAUUCAGUGCCAAUGCAUCAACAAAAAAGACAACCAGAGCUAAUGGAAGGAAAUCUUCCUGUUUUUGUGUUUCCCACAGAGCUAAUAUUUUAUGCAGAUGAUCAGUCAACACAUAAACAAGUGUUGACACUGUACAAUCCCUAUGAGUUCGCCUUGAAGUUCAAAGUUUUGUGUACUGCUCCAAAUAAGUAUGUUGUCGUUGAUGCUGCAGGUGCAGUAAAGCCUCAGUGUUGUGUGGAUAUUGUGAUUCGUCAUAGAGAUGUUCGAUCCUGUCACUAUGGUGUAAUCGAUAGAUUCCGUCUCCAAGUUUCUGAGCAAAGCCAGAGGAAGGCUUUAGGAAGGAAAGAGGUUGUUGCUACUCUUCUCCCAUCUGCAAAAGAACAACAAAAGGAAGAAGAGGAAAAAAGAAUAAAGGAACAUUUAACUGAAAGUUUAUUUUUUGAACAAUCGUUUCAACCAGGUCUUAUCACAAUGGCUAUACUUAGAACGUGAGCAAGGAUUUAAACCAACUUCUGAGUAAAUUUAUCUUGAAAAUAUGAAUGUGGACUGCCUUUUAUCUCUAUUUCACUCCAUUAACAUGCUACAAACUAUUGAAUGAUUUCAAAUAACUGCAAAUGUAUAAUAUAUAUUUUAAAUUUCUCUAUAAUUUUAUUUGAAGGAUGCCAGCACAUUAUGUUACAGACAGACAGCAAGGCUGCUUCUGAGUGACA